AUGGUCGCUAUUGCGGAAAGAAGAGUCCGCGGUUCCCGUGGAAAAAAGAACAAGUCCGAAACGUCUGCCCCCAAACCUGACACCAACCCCGGCAAGACCUUCCAGCGCACCCACCAAACCACCUACGACCGCAAGGCCGAGGGCGGUGCUGGCGAGGAGGGCCGUCCUGCUCGCCCUGACAGACCCGACAGGAGGGAACAGAUUGACGCCGCUGCCAUCUUUGGAUUUAUUGACCCUGAUGUCCAGCAGUACUUCAAGGGUGUCGAGCAGACCCUGGACGAGCUCAACUUUGAGACCGCCGAAGAGCAGCAGCUUUUCUUGGAGAAUGUCUACACUGAGGUUCAGGGCAAGGAGCUGGUCUUGGCCACUGACCACUCCUGCUCCCUUGUCUUGGAGAAGCUGCUCAGAGCCUCGAACGACUUUCAGCUUCGUGUCUUCUUUGACAAGUUCAACGGAAAGUAUGUUGCACAGCUCGACAGGAACUCAGUCUACCGUUCCUUCUUGAAGGUGUUCACUCAUCGUUUCGCAUCGCACGUCUGCCAAACUUUGAUUACACUUUGCGCCGACUCUGUUGAGAGGGAGGUCAGGAGCAGCGAACUCAAGGUCAAAGACGAGGCCACUCAGGAGGAGGGUGUCUUGCUUAGCGCAGAGGAGAUGAUCUUGAACAUGUGCCGUCAGACCCAGGAGGAAUUCACCGCUUUGAUCUCGGACCCCUUCGCCUCUCAUAUCAUCCGUGUUCUUCUCUACGUUCUCGCCGGACGCACUGUGGCCGAUGAUGGAACUGGAAAGGGUACCGUCAGGAGUAAAAAGUCGGCAAAGUACAACGAGUCCAACAACAGCAAGACCAACGCCGGUGCGUUCAGACCCACCCGCCUCGUCCCCCCUUCGUUCAAGGAAAUGUUGCGCACCAUCACUUCGACCAUGAUGAACGGUCUCAGCGACUCGAUUGUUCGCUCGCUCGCCGUCCACCAGGUUGCCAACCCCGUUUUGCAGUUGCUUUUGGAGGUCUCGGCCAAGGAUGAUGAGGCGUCAAAGGAUGGACUUGUGGACAAGUUGUUGAUGGAUAUCACACACGAGGAGGAGCCCGGCACCAAGAACCACGACCGUGAUGCUUAUGUUGAGACACUUCUCAGAGACCAGGUCGGCUCGCAUUUGCUGGAAAAGAUUAUGCAGGUUGCCUCACCCGCCCUGUUCCAAAAGUUCUACACCUCGUACUUCCGCGGUCGUCUCGUCAAGCUGUCGUUCCACCCUAUUGCCAACUAUGUCAUCCAGCAGUUCUUUGUCCAUGCCAAGACGCCUGUUCAGCUUGCAAUGAUGGUCGAAGAGGUUGUGCCCGAGUUUGAGCAGUUUUUGCAGUACGGACGUCCCGGAGUCAUUCGUGCCGUUGUCGAGGCUUGCAAGAACGUCGGAGCUUGCCACAAGGAGGUCAUUGGUGGUCUCUGCGCUGCCUUCCAGACUCACACCACCAUUGAGCGCAAAGAUUUUAUGCAUGUGGUCCUCAACAUGGAGACGCACGAUGCUCUUAUGGAGCGCCGUGCCCAGCAAGAGUCUACCAAACCCAAGUUCCACCCCCAGGGCGCCGUUAUUCUCCAGCUUUUGCUCCAGUUUCCCGAGGAGCAUUCCAAGAUUGUUGUCGACAGCUAUUUCGCCCAAAAGGAGGAGCUUAUGUAUGCCUGGACCAUGGACCCCGUCGGCUCGCACGUCAUUGAGGCCUUCUUGACUUCGCCUACUCUGAACCUGAAGGUGAAGAGAAAGAUCUUGAAGUCGUUCAUGGGCAAGUACCACUCGAUGGCUAAGGAUCGCUAUGGAGGACACACCGUUGACAAGUGCUGGGCUGUUUCGGAUAUUGAGAUGAAGGAGAAGAUUGCGGCCGAGUUGUUAGCGCAUGAGCAGGAGUUGUCGCAGAACUUCCAUGGCAAGUUUAUCCUCCGCAACUGCAAGAUUGACCAGUUCAAGCGCAAGAGGGAGGAGUGGGUUGAGCGUGAGAAGGGCAUUGAGCGCAAGAAGGACAUGUUCAUGGAUAUUCUUGGAGAUGCUGUUUUGGCGACCGCCCAUGGCAAGCAGAAGGCCAUGAAUGAUACCACCGGCGCCGCUGAACUGCCUGCACCCAACCCCAAGAUGGCCGAGCUCGGUUUCGGAGGUGGAAUUGCUGGCGUCAAGACUGUGACCGAGAGGAAGAAGAAGAAGAAGUCCAAGAAGUCCUCCGAGGACCCCGACAAGAUGCUGAUUAAGGAUGAAGACGAGGAGAACCAGGUCAGGGAUAAGUACAAGUCGGACGAGAUUGACAAGAUGUUCAAGAAGCGUUCGCACGCAGAGACGACCACACCCAAGAAGCAAUCGGCAGCGGAGUCUGAUGACUCUGAUAGUGAUGGCGGGGAGUCUGACGCCCAGGUGGAGGAGGAGGCACCCAAGAAGAAGAAGAAGAAGGUGUCGAAGGAUCUCGAGUCUGUCCUAGAUGCGAUUGACGCGACCAAGAAGAAAAAGAAGUCCAAGAAGUCGAAGUCCGAGGAUGCCGAUGAUAGCAAGGGCAAGAAGAAGUCCAAGAAGGACAAGGAGAAGCGCAAGUUCAUGUCUUAG
Messenger RNA from Linnemannia hyalina, 2577 nucleotides. The record is from the annotation of a GenBank genome assembly. NCBI's taxonomy places the organism in Eukaryota, Fungi, Mortierellomycota, Mortierellomycetes, Mortierellales, Mortierellaceae.